GUGAGCUGCUGUUGCUCUGUUCUACUGAAGAGGCUCCUCAUGGGGCCAGAGGAACAUCGCCCGGCUGUGAGGCAUGAAGGCUGCUCCCCACAAGGCCCUUUCCACAUGGCCUAGGGGGUGAGGCCCACACUCACCAGCCCUACUGAAGAGGUGAAUUAUUAUUAUUAAUUAAUUUAUUAUUAUUAUAUCUACCCUGCCUAUCUGGUUGGGUUUCCCCAGCCACUCUGAGUGGCUUCCAACAGAAGGUUAAAAAUACAUUAAAACAUCAGUCAUUAAUAACUUUCCUAAAGAGGGCUGCCUUCAUGAUGCCGGAGGAAUAUCGCCCGGCCGUAAGUAUGAAGGCCGCUCCCUGCAAGGCCCUGUCCUCUGGCAUAGGGGGCAGGGCCCAGACUCACCCAGCCCUACUAAAGAGGCUAAUAAUAAUAAUAAUAAUAAUAAUAAUAAUUUAUUAUCUCUACACCGCCCAUCUGGCUGGGUUUCCCCAGCCACUCUAAGCGGCUUCCAACAGAAGGUUAAAAAUACAUUAAAACAUCAGUCAUUAAAAACUUCCCUAAACAAGGCUGCCUUCAUGAGGCCGGAGGAACAUCGCCCGGCUGUGAGGCAUGAAGGCCACUCCCUGCAAGGCUCUUUCCACCUGGUCUAGGGGGUGAGGCCCACCAGCCAUACUGAAGAGGUGAAUUAUUAUUAUUAUUAUUAUAUGGACACAGUGAUCCAUGCGACGGUCACCUCCAGGCUUGACUACUGUAAUUCGCUCUACGCGGGGCUGCCCUUGAAGCUGUCCCAGAAACUCCAGCGGGUGCAGAAUGCUGCAGUGAGACUCCUCACGGGGUCUCUGCCAUGGGAGCAUAUUCAUCCAGUUCUUUUCCAGCUGCACUGACUCCCGGUGGAGUACAGGGUCAGAUUUAAGGUGCUGCUUUUGACCUUUAAAGCCCUUCACGGCCUAGGACCCUCGUACCUACGGGACCGCCUCUCCCGGUAUGCCCCACGGAGGACCUUAAGGUCCAUAUAUAGCAACACCCUAGUGGUCCCAGGCCCUAAGGAAGUUAGAUUGGCUUCAGCCAGAGUCAGGGCCUUUUCAACUCUGGCUCCGGCCUGGUGGAAAGCUCUGCCUCAUGAGACCAGGGCCCUGCAGGAUCUGAUUUCUUUCCACAGGGCCUGUAAAACGGAGUUGUUCCACCUGGCCUUUGGCUCAGAAUCAGUUUGAUUCCCUCCCCCUCUUUCUUUUUGCUUUCUCCUCCCAUGAAACGAUUGUUCCCUAAUUGUUUUAAUGUUGUAUCUUAAUCUUUUAAAUUGUAUUUUAAUCAACUUGUUUUUAUUAUUGGUUGUUAGGGAGGGCGGGUAUAAAUAAAAUAUUAUUAUUAUUAUUAUUAUUAUUAUUAUUAAUUAUUAUAUCUACCCCGCCCAUCUGGUUGGGUUUUUCCAGCCACUCUGAGUGGCUUCCAACAGAAGGUUAAAAAUACACUGAAACAUCAGUCAUUAAAAACUUCCCUAAACAGGGCUGCCUUCAUGAGGCCGGAGGAACAUCGCCCAGCUGUGAGGCAUGAAGGCCACUCCCUGCAAGGCCCUGUCCCCCUGGCCUAGGGGGUGAGGUCCAGACUCACCAGCCCUACAAAAGAGGCUCCUCAUGAGGCCGGAGGAACAUCGUCCGGCUGUUGUUUUAUUGUUUUAUUGAUUUAAUAUGCUGUAAACCACGGGACGCGGGUGGCGCUGUGGGUAAAACCUCAGUGCCUAGGGGUUGCCGAUCGCAUGGUCGGCGGUUCGAAUCCCCGUGGCGGGGUGAGCUCCCGUCGUUCGGUCCCAGCUCCUGCCCACCUAGCAGUUCGAAAGCACUCUUAAGUGCAAGUAGAUAAAUAGGUACCGUUUUAUAGCGGGAAGGUAAACGGCGUUUCCGUGUGCUGCGCUGGUGCUGGCUCGCCAGCUGCAGCUUCGUCACGCUGGCCACGUGACCCAGAAGUGUCUUUGGACGGCGCCGGCUCACGGCCUCUAGAGCGAGAUGAGCACGCAACCCUAGAGUCGGACACGACUGGCCCAUAUGGGCAGGGGUACCUUUACCUUUACCUAAACCACUUUGAGAUUUUUAUUAAAAAUAUAAAGCAGUAUAGAAAUUAAAAAAAUAAAUAAGGGUAUCCACUAUUAUUUGCUCUUUCCAUUGAACCCUUAACAGCACCAAAAAAACACAAUGUAAAUUUCUGGAGUGUUGAUAUACAAGGUUAAAGUCCAGAUGAUCACUUUGUUCUCAAAUGAAAUUGUGCUUUUAUUGUCUAACCCAGAGGAAAUGAUGCCUGAAGUUUGGGGAGAAUUAGACUAAUGAAGCAAAAUCUGAUUUGCAACUUUGCUAGCUUCAACGUUUCCCUUUGAUAACUAAAGCAUUUGGGAACAUGUAAGGCACUGAGGGAUUUUACUUUCUUGGGCUCCAUGAUCACUGCAGAUAUGUAAUCACCUGAAAGAAUCAAUUAGGCCUGGGAUUAAAUUGGGAUUAAAUAUAUAAAUAAGAAAAUGUACGAAAAGUUAGGAAAUAUGAUUAUGACUGUGAUAUGGUUUAUGAAAUAAUGAUAUUGGAAACUGCUAUAUAUAAUUACUAAGAAAUUCAGAUGGAAGAGAUUUGAAGAAGUCAAAUAAUAUGUUUAUGAAGAUGGAUCUUAAUUAAUUAAUUAAGUUUUAGUCAAGUGAUGAUUUGUUGUAUUGUAUGUUUUAUAUUCUUUUUUACUUGUCUUUUUUUUCUUUUUUCGGUUUCACUCUUUUUCUUUUUUCAGUUUCACUCAUUUUUUCUUUUUUGUUAUGUUCAUAUAUGGAAAAUAAUAAAUAUUAUUGUGAAAAAAAGAAAAGAAGUUAUUGUUUCUCCCGUAGCCACAACUGUGGAUCUCAGCAGAAAUCAAACAUCAUGCUCUGCCUCUGUGCCUUUCCAGCCUGCAGCUUUUCCUCUAGUUCACACCACAGUUCCCAAAACUUUAACUUUGUCUUUCUAGCUGGGGGAGGGGCCCCACCCAUUUGCUGUCUCAGACAGAGCCCCUUCCCUUUCAUUUCCUUUAAUGGUUCAUCACCCAGGUGAUUACCUCAUCAGGAAGCUGGUCUGGCUUCUAGUUUAACACUUAUUGUAUCCAGGAGUUCAGGAGUCUGGCACCCACAAACUCAUAUAACACUUUAUUCGGAUUCCAAUGGAUCUGUAAAUAGAUGGGUUGAGUGAAUAAUGCCAAUCCCUGAGAGUGCAUAUUUUCCUUCCAGAAACAGAUUGCAAGGGCAAGAAGGCAGGUGUUAUGAGCAGGGUUUGAGUGUGUCAGCAGUUGGCAGACUGAUCCCCAAAGCUCCCCUUGUGUGCGUGUACACACACACACACAGAGAACAGAAUUCAUCUCCCUUUCACUGGGCUUCUGUUUGCAGGUUGUCUUUGGAACGGGACAGAACUGGCCAGGAUCUCUCCCCCACCCACGUACAGUCUGCAAGUGAAGGUGCCAGGAAGAUGCUCAUGACCAAGCUGCAGAAUUUGCCCACUGUGGUCCUCUUCUGCUCUAUUUUCCUUUUCCUACUUGUUGCGAAGAACAAAUGGGAGUCUCUUGAGAAGCUUUUCUCAUCGCACGACAUCAAGGUCAAGGGCGGCCCAAAUUCCGCAGGCGAUCGUAAAAGUGCCACGGUAUUUGAAUGGGAAUCUGCACUGGAGAGGACAAAGGAGACCAAGCCCUCUGGUCUGAUUUCCCCACCACCACCAGUGGCCAAGCAGCAUCCCUUGGAGGUUAUCUAUUCCACUGAUUAUAAGUUUCUUCUCAACGAGCCAAAGAAAUGCCGGGAGAGGAGCCCUUUCUUGAUCCUGCUGGUGAUAACUGAGCCCCAGGAUUUUGCCACGAGGCAGGCCAUCCGGCAGACGUGGGGCAAAGAGAGCUCAGUGCCUGGGGUUUCCAUUCUUCGUCUCUUUCUGACGGGUGUCCACCCAAAAUUUGGAUACCUGCUCCAGGACCUUUUGGAAGAGGAGAGUUCCAUCCACAAAGAUAUUAUUCAGCAGAACUUCCUGGAUACCUACAACAACCUUACCCUGAAGACUCUGAUGGGCAUGGAGUGGAUAAGCAAGUUCUGCCCCAAUGCCACCUAUGUGGUGAAGGCAGACAGUGACAUCUUUCUCAAUGUGAACUUCAUGGUGUCCCAGCUGCUGCAGCCUCACCUGCCACCCAAGAAGAACUACAUGACAGGUCACAUCUAUAGGAAUGCAAAGCCUGUGCGUGAAAAGGCCCACAAGUGGUAUGUGCCACAGGAGGUGUACCCCAAUGAGACCUACCCGCCCUACUGCGCAGGCCCAGGGUAUGUGUUCUCUGCGGAUCUGGCCAAGAAGAUCUACCAGGUAGCAAAGACCAUCAGGGUCAUUAACAUGGAAGAUGCCUUCAUGGGAAUCUGCCUCUAUGAGCUGGGCAUCAGCGUGACAAACAGCCCCUCGGGUCUCUUCAAUGUGUACAAAGUGAAGUAUGAGAAGUGCAAGUUCUCCAAGGUGGUGGUGGUGCAUCACUACGGGCCAGAGGAGCUGCUGCAGAUUUGGCCUGGCUUUCAGGACCAGAACCAGACUUGCAAGAGUUAAAAGUGAGGGAGGUGAACAGACACACAGCCUCUUGUGGAGAAGUUGGCAUAGAGGACUGGCAACAUGCGGGCAUGUUCCUGUACAAUGGACAAAUCCAUGCCAACAAAUUGCAAUGGGGAAAGGGAAGGAUGGCUCAGAGAAGAAGGAAGAUUCUGUGCUUGUCAAAAUCAGUAUUUAUGCCCUCAGAGGCGAGCUGGCCCCACAUAACAUGCUCAUCGUGCUGUGUGGUUCGUUGUCAUUCAUACGGCUCUCCUCCCCAUAGAAUCUCUGCAGCUGCCCAAAGCGACUUGUUUGGUCUGCUCUAAACUGACCACUGUGCUACUGAUGUGCCAAAUUGACAACCUCAGAGUUUUGAGAUCUUCACAGCCACCACCUCACCUACUGGAAGAGAGCAACCCUCAAGCCAUGCAGGUGUGGCACUACGUAGCCAUGCUUAGGAUUGGCACUACGUAGGAUUGCCAUAUGUCCAGGAAUUCCCGGAAAUAUCCUCUUUUGGCGGUCCUAAAUGCCCAUCCGGGGGAAUUUUACAUUUUAAAGCAAUUGUUCGGGAUUUUGGGUUUUUUAAUAUAUAUACAUUUUUUGUGUGCAAGCAGUUCUGUAUGUUUACCUCUUGAAAUAUGGCAACCAAAAAAAGCUCAAUAAUUUUUGUGUCUGCAAACCCUACACUAGGGCAAUGCAGAAUUCACCUAUUCCAACAUGUUGAAAUGCAGCCUGGUCAUCUUUAGAGUAAUUUAAAGCAGAUCAGUAGAAGUUUCCUUCACAGUAGGAAGCCAUACUCCACAUAGGACCUGCGGCU
Molecule: messenger RNA, 5354 nt
Organism: Podarcis lilfordi (Lilford's wall lizard)
Lineage: Eukaryota; Metazoa; Chordata; Lepidosauria; Squamata; Lacertidae
Source: the annotation of a GenBank genome assembly